Molecule: messenger RNA, 7234 nt
Organism: Nothobranchius furzeri (turquoise killifish)
Lineage: Eukaryota; Metazoa; Chordata; Actinopteri; Cyprinodontiformes; Nothobranchiidae
Gene: fez1
Product: fasciculation and elongation protein zeta 1 (zygin I)
Cellular component (GO): cytoplasm; axon
Source: RefSeq, a predicted model, not a curated record
CUAGGAAAGGAGGGAGGGUGAGCUCAUGUCGUCAGUGGCCCAGCAGCGCGCAGACUCUGUUGGAGGAGAGCUGGCUGCCUAUUGAAAACAACGGGCUGUGACAGCGAGGAGAAGGGUGUUGGUGGGCUAAUGGAUAAAUAAAGGGAUACAAGUCUUUUACCACGCUGACAUUUUUACCUCCGUUUUCUUUCUUACUUUGUCACCCUGGAAAGAAUGUAAUUGCUACUGUUUCUACUAUUUUUUCUACAAGGAAAGCAGUCCCUCUUAGCUCUAGAUCUUCUGUACACUGAUCGAGAAUCAGCCACAGCUCCAUACCAUCAGGGUCUAGACAACAAACUGAGGCGAGACAUGAUGGAAGCCCCUAUUGUGUGCUUGGAUGAGGAGUUUGAAGACCUCCGACCCUGUCGGAUGGAUGAGCUGGACCAUCUUGCUCUCAACCACUCCUCUUACUCUUCCACCACCACGGUCCCUCUCCUCCCCAUCAACCGUGAAGACUUCUCAGAGCUAGAAAACUUUUCUGAGAUGAUGAGCUUCAAAUCAAUGGAGGACCUGGUCAAUCAGUUUGACGAGAAGCUCAAUGUCUGCUUCCACAACUACAACACCAAGACGGAGGGCUUGGCUCCCAUUCGCAGUCAGUCCCACAACCAGGAGGAUGAGGAGCAGCUGCAGGAUGAAGAUGUGUGGGGCGCCCUAACUGACAACUACAUCUCCACAUGGGACAGCCCCAACUCUGAUGGACACAAUGGAAAUCUUUCAGACGAGGAGAUUCAAGAAAAACAGGAGGAGAUGAAUGUGAAGAAUGAGAAAGUCAACUGCCUGAAUGAAGAACCUCUCAUCACAGCAGAUCAGGUGAUUGAGGAGAUCGUGGAGAUGAUGGAGAACUCACCAGAUCCUGUUGAAACAGAGGAAGAUGAUGAUGAGGAGAGCAGCCACUGCUCCUCCAGGAUUAACCCCUCCUUGAUAGAGGAGAUUAGACAGCUGUCAGAAGCUUCCAACAACAACUGCUCCCAUGAAGGUCUGAGUUUGAUGUCUGAUCCAUCACUUGCUGAGCUGCUGCAGCGGGUGGAGUCUGCUAUCUGUGAGUACUCAGAGGAGCUGGUCAACCAACUGGCACGUCGAGAUGAGCUGGAGUUUGAAAAAGAGGUGAAGAACACAUUCAUAACAGCACUAAUGGAGGUGCAGAACAGGCAGAAGGAGCAACGAGAGAGCGGAAAACGCAGAUGUCAAAACAAGACCCUCAGCCUGCAAGGGGCAGGAACAGGGUCCACCAACGGGGGGAGCUGUGGAUUGACUGGAGGCUCAGAGAAGACAAGCACCAUGCCUGUCAAGCGUUUCAGCAUGGAGGGCCUGUCCAACAUUCUGCAGACUGGCAUUAGACAGACCUUUGGAGUCCCGGGAACAGAGAAGCAGUAUCUAAACACUGUGAUUCCAUAUGAGAAGAAAGCCAUCCCUCCAUCUGUUGAUGACCUGCAGGUGCUCACAAAAAUUCUCUAUGCUAUGAAGGAGGACAGCGAGAAGGUGCCCACACUGCUGACUGAUUACAUAUUAAAAGUCCUCUGCCCAACUUGAAGUACCGCCAGACCAAGGGUUGCAUUGUGGCUGCGAAUUCCUACCUUCAACCAAACUCACCUCUGGCGCAGCCUGCAUGAGCUCCGAAUGUUUUCCAACCAUCCACACCAUCAGCAUCAUUUAUUUGCCCAUCACCUUACAGCCCUUUCUUGCUGAGCUCCUCUGUUCCAACAUUCCCGACACAAACCACACUCGGAAAUGGCUCCCAACUGGUGAAACGGCACAUUUCCACUUUUACAGGACUUCACUACCGGAUCCUUUUGGUGCAGCGAUACUGUGUUAUCAAUGUUAAAACUUUGCUUUAUUUAGUGCUGCUACAUGUUGACAGUAGUUCCUGGGCGUGGGCUAAAAGGAGAUUCUGACCAGAGUUCAAAUGUUGCUGUAUUAUGACAACGAUCUAACGAGAAUCACAAUUUAAUAUGUCAUUACAAAAUCAGAAAAGCAAACAUAGUUAUUUAAAUGCUGUUGUCUUCGUCUUCGUCUUCGUCUUCCUCCGCUUAUCCGGGUCCGGGUCGCGGGGGCAGCAUCCCAACUAGGGAGCUCCAGGCCGUCCUCUCCCCGGCCUUGUCCACCAGCUCCUCCGGCAGGACCCCAAGGCGUUCCCGGACCAGAUUGGAGAUGUAACCUCUCCAACGUGUCCUGGGUAAACCCGGGGGCCUUCUGCCGGCAGGACAUGCCCGAAACACCUCCCCGGGGAGGCGUCCAGGAGGCAUCCUGACCAGAUGCCCAAACCACCUCAACUGGCUCCUUUCGAUCCGGAGGAGCAGCGGUUCUACUCCGAGUCCCUCCCGAAUGUCCGAGCUCCUCACCCUAUCUCUAAGGCUGAGCCCGGCCACCCUACGGAGGAAACUCAUUUCGGCCGCUUGUAUCCGCGAUCUCGUUCUUUCGGUCAUUACCCAAAGCUCAUGACCAUAGGUGAGGAUUGGGACGUAGAUCGACCGGUAAAUCGAGAGCCUGGCUUUCUGGCUCAGCUCCCUCUUCCCCACGACAGAUCGGCUCAGCGUCCGCAUCACUGCAGACGCCGAACCAAUCCGCCUGUCGAUCUCCCGAUCCCUCCUACCCUCACUCGUGAACAAGACCCCGAGAUACUUAAACUCCUCCACUUGAGGUAGGACCUCUCCCCCGACCCGGAGGUGGCAAGCCACCCUUUUCCGGUCGAGAACCAUGGUCUCAGAUUUGGAGGUGCUGAUCCUCAUCCCAGCCGCUUCACAUUCGGCCGCGAACCUACCCAGCAAGAGCUGAAGGUCAGAGCUGGAUGAAGCUAGGAGGACCACAUCAUCCGCAAAAAGCAGAGACGAGAUUCUCCUGCCACCAAACUCGACACACUCCACACCACGGCUGCGUCUAGAAAUUCUGUCCAUAAAAGUGAUGAACAGAACCGGUGACAAAGGGCAGCCCUGGCGGAGUCCAACCCUCACUGGGAACAGGUCCGACUUACUACCGGCUAUGCGGACCAAACUCACGCUCCUCUGGUAAAGGGACUGAAUGGCCCUUAACAGAAAGCCACCCACCCCAUACUCCUGGAGCGUCCCCCACAGGGUGCCCCUGGGGACACGGUCAUAAGCCUUCUCCAAAUCCACAAAGCACAAGUGGAUUGGUUGGGCAAACUCCCAUGCCCCCUCCAUCACCCUUGCAAGGGUAUAGAGCUGGUCCACAGUUCCACGGCCAGGACGAAAACCACAUUGCUCCUCCUCUAUCUGCGAUUCAACUAUCGAUCGGACCCUCCUCUCCAGUACCUUGGAGUAGACCUUUCCAGGGAGGCUGAGGAGUGUGAUCCCCCUAUAGUUGGAACACACCCUCAGGUCACCCUUCUUAAAGAUGGGGACCACCACCCCGGUCUGCCACUCCCUAGGAACUGCCCCCGAUGACCACGCAAUGUUGUAGAGACGUGUCAACCAUGAUAGCCCUACAACAUCCAUAGCCUUGAGAUACCCAGGAUGAACCUCAUCCGCCCCCAGGGCUCCGCCGCUGUGUAGUUGUUUGACUACCUCAGCAACUUCUGCCCCCGAGAUCGGACAGUCCAUCCCCAGGCCUCCCAGCUCUGGUUCCUCCUCGGAAUGCGCAUUGGUGGGAUUGAGGAGCUCCUCAAAGUAUUCCUUCCACCGUCCGACUAUAGCCUCAGUUGACGUCAGCAGCUCCCCAUCCCCACUGUAAACAGUGUGAGCGAGUUGCUGCCUUCCUCUCCUGAGGCGCCGGACAGUUUGCCAGAACCUCUUUGGAGCCGAUCGAUAGUUUUUCUCCAUGGCCUCACCAAACUCCUCCCACGCCCGAGAUUUUGCCUCGGCAACUGCCACUGCUGCACCCCGCUUGGCUAUCCGGUACCUGUCUGCUGCCUCCGGAGACCCACAGACCAGCCACGCCCUGUAGGCCUCCUUCUUCAGCCUGACGGCUCCCCGAACCUCUGGUGUCCACCAGCGGGUACGGGGGUUGCCACCACGACUGGCACCGGCCACCUUACGACCACAGCUAGCAACAGCCGCCUCGACAAUUGCAGAGUGGAACAAGGCCCACUCGGACUCAAUGUCCCCCACUGCUCUCGGGACGUGGUCAAAGCUCUGCCGGAGGUGGGAGUUGAAGACCGUCUUGACAGGUUCUUCUGCCAGGCGUUCCCAGCAGACCCUCACUAUGCGUUUGGGUCUGCCAGGUCUACGCGGCAUGUUCCCUUGCCAUCUGAUCCAACUCACCACCAGGUGGUGAUCAGUUGACAGCUCCGCCCCUCUCUUCACUCGGGUGUCCAAAACAUACGGCCGCAGGUCAGAUGAUACGACUACAAAAUCUAUCAUCGACCUGUGACCUAGGCUGCCCUGGUACCAAGUGUACCGGUGGGCAUCCUUAUGUUCGAACAUGGUGUUCGUUAUGGCCAAACUGCGGCUUGCACAGAAGUCCAAUAACAAAACACCGCUCGAGUUCAGAUUAGGUGGGCCGUUCCUCCCAAUCACACCCCUCCAGGUCAAGCUGUCAUUGCCCACGUGAGCAUUGAAGUCCUCCAGCAGGACAAUGGAGUCCCCUGAUGGAGCACUAUCUAGCACUCGUCCCAGGGACUCCAAAAAGGGUGGGUACUCUGAACUGAUAUUUGGCCCAUAAGCACAAACAACAGUCAGGACCCGUUCCCCGACCCGAAGGCGCAAGGAAGCUACCCUCUUGUCCCCCGGGGUAAACCCCAACACACAGGCAGAGAGUCUCGGGGCUAACAAAAAGCCAACCCCAGCCCUCCACCUCUCACCCGGAGCAACUCCAGCAAAGUAGAGUGUCCAACCCCUCUCCAGGUCUCGGGUUCCAGAGCCAAUGCAAUGUGUCGAGGUGAGUCCGACUAUAUCUAGCCGGUACCGCUCCACCUCUGCCACAAGCUCCGGCUCCUUCCCCGCCAGCGAGGUGACGUUCCAUGUCCCAAAAACUAGUUUUCUUGUCUGGGGAUUGGACCGCCAAGGCUCCCGCCUUGGUCUGCCACCCGAUUUGCAUUGCACUGGACCCUUCAUGUUCCUCCUGCGGGUGGUGGGUCCACAGUUGGACGAGCCCAUGUAUCCGGUUCGGGCUGGGCCCGGCCGGGCCCCAUGGGUGAAAGCCCGGCCACCAGGCGCUCGCUCACGGGCCCCAACCCCAGGCCUGGCUCCAGGGUGGGACCCCGGUAACCCUCCGGGCCGGGUACUCCGACUCUUCGUUUUAACCGCCAUGAAAGAUCCUUCGAACCGUUCUUUGUCUCACCCUUCACCUAAGACCAAUUUGUCAUGGGAGACCCUACCAGGGGCACUAAGUGCCCCAGACAACAUAGCUCCUAGGAUCAUUAGGGCACUCAAACUCCUCCACCACGAUAAGGUGACGGUUCAAGGAGGAGUAAAUGCUGUUGUUUAUAUCUUUAUUAGGAAUUCCGAUACCCAGGAGGGGCUCGCGUAGAGCCUCUCUUGCACUUUCUACUGUUUGAAUUGGCUUGUUUUAAACACAUUACUCCUAAAACCAAACACUGACAGAAAAUGGCUGGACAGAUAUUUUUUCAUGGUUGGAGUGUUUACAGAGGCAGUAGACACACACGACAGCACAAUUGGUGAGUUUUGCCUAAUGUGAGCCCUUUGAAAGGUGUGAUUUGUUUUGAAAGAUGCACACAAAAGACAACUUCAGGAACCUUCUCCAUCAACCUUGGUACUCUUCUGGGGCCACAACAGCAACUGUGGCUAAAGCUGAAUACUCCAGUACAACUGUGGUGUGGGCCAGGCCCUGGUUCAAGUGGGACCUGAUGUGUGGGAAACCUCACCUCCCAUCAACCAUCCAUUAUAUGUCGGUGGAGGGACUGACUCAUAAAACAAAUGCUCUGAAGCUCCAACUCAUGAGCAAAAACAACAUGGAAGAUCUAAAUAAAAUAGAGAGUAAAUGCAUAGUUAUGCUACAUAGAACAUGAUUUUGUUUCGGUGAUAUCUGGAGGUUGGCAAGUUCUUUAUAGCUUGUUAGUUGGUGUGUCAGGUAUGCCUCCUGUAGUCAGUUCCUCCAACAAGCCAUGAAUGAAUGGAUUCCUCACUAUAGAAACGACUUACAAACAGCUUUGUUUAUCUAAGGUAAUUGCCCUUUCAGCCACUGCACUACACGUCUUUCACACACAACCCCAAUUUACAUCAGGUGUGUGUGCAGUGCUUUAUAGCAGCAGGUUUCAUCUGUACAGCAUCAGUCCCCACCUAGGAGUGCAACAGAUGUGGAGCAGCGGUGCCACAGUCCUUAACUGGACUCGCAAGAUCAAAAUACCACAGGAAAAUGAAUGUUGUAUACUUUCAAAUUAUGUGUUUUAAUUAUGAUGGAUGGUGAACUUCUUUCUACUCACCAUCCACUCCAAUAGUUGCCUUCUCCUUUUUGGUGUCAAAUAAAACCUGAUGAUUCCCCACUGCCAGGGAAAAAGUCUCGUAACCCUUGAUGAUGUAUGCACCAACGCUCCAACGAGUGGUAAUGCAGUAAUGUUUACACCGCUCAGCAGUCACAACUCUGCUUUGUUCUUUCUUUUAGAAAUUAAUCGGAUGCUUUACACUGAUGCUGUGUGUGAUUUCUUGUUUAGCUCAAUGUUAACUACGGAUUCUAACACAAGGACGCAUGGCAUGUACGUACAUGUACUGCGGUGUAUGUACCACCUAGUGUAAACCGUACCAUAGACUUCAACAACUUCUUGGUUGUGGAGACCAUCCUGCUGCUGCGCUGCACCGCUCACACACCUGGUGUAAAUUGGGGCUGAGUUGAAACCAGAACCCAGCCCAUGCAUCCCUAAUUAUUCUGGUUAUUGUUUAGUUCACUGUCAUCCUCAAACACUUCUCUGUACUAAGGAAAGUUUGUCAAAUGAAUACAAAAGCCAUUCACAGUGUUCUGCAAACUGUACCGCAGUGGCACAGAAAGAAAAGAAACGCUGUUCUGUUAUGGGUGCAGUGCAUCACAAAGCUUCUUUCACAACAAUAAAAUCAGGAACAUUUAAAUAUAUUUUAUAUAUUUAUUUCCAAACAUGGAUUGUUUGAAGUUAUCUGCUUUUAUUUACCGCAUCGUCAGACUGACUCCAGACAACACUCUACGCAGCGGGGCCCAUCAGUAACUUCAGCUAAUCUUCAUGAAGAUGUGCACAUUAACAUGUUUGACUUGAUUUGCUUCAUGUAGGUGAAUGUUGCAUUGCUUAUUUAAUAAUUAUAAUAAACAUGUACCUUAA